CGAAGUUGAACAUGGGUGAGCAAACAUGAUCUACAACUUUAACAAAUAAAAUUGAAGGGUAAUUUUGGCAGGAUGGAUGACUCUACUCAGCAAGAAACAACUGUUAAGUUCCAAACGAGUCCUGACAAUGAAGGAGAAGAUCAAGAAAUUACACCAGAGAUCACACAAGAUGGAGACUCCAAAAAUAUCCAAAGUGCUGAGAAAAGAGAUGAGGAUAGUCCUGUUGAAGAGAAAGACGCGUUUAUCACUCAAGAAGAAAACCAACGGCAGAGUGAGACUCCAAAACAUGCCUCGCUUACGGAGAAGGUCUCAUGGAGAGAAACUCCUGAUUCAACAUCAGAGACGACGGCUCAACAAGACAUGAAGCAGGGUAAUUUAAAUCUACUUCGAGCAGUACUUGAUAGCGCCUCAAUGGAAGAUCUGAAUACUCAGGUCUUCUUGAGUCCAAAUGGAAAGUACUGCUUAGAUUUAAGUGACCAGGCCAUGACCGGAAUCCCUCUUAAGACGUUUGAGCUUGAUUACAUUCACUGUUUGCUGUUGAACAACAACCAAAUUAGCGAUAUUCCGCCACAAGUUCAGCAGAUGACCUGCUUAGAAGCGCUUGUUCUUCAGGGAUGUGGACUGACAAGCUUUCCAGUCGAGAUUUGCCACCUGCCGAGCUUGGACAUCCUUGAUCUGAGUGGCAAUGACAUUCAAGAUUUGCCGAGCGACAUUGUAGGUUUGAGAAAACUCCGACAGUUUCACAUGAAUGACAACCAGGUGGUUCAGUUACCGGAUGAGUUUUUUUAUUUGUCAGAACUCACUGUCGUAAAUCUCAACCAGAACAAGCUCGAGGCACUUCCACUGAAAUUCAACCAGUUAAACUUUCUUCGCAUUCUUGGCUUGAACAACAACAAUUUCAGAAGAUUUCCCAAGCAGAUAUGCUUGCUGGAUCAGUUAGUCCAGCUCAGCAUGUGUGGAAAUUACAUGCAGUCGAUCCCAUCUGAUGUCGAGUAUUUCUACAAUCUUCGAGAACUUCAUCUUGAGAAAAACUUAUUGAGGAUCCUUCCUGUGCAAGUUUACUGGCUCCCUGAGCUUCAGGAGCUGAACGUCUCGCACAAUCUCAUUACCGAGAUAUCCAAGGAAAUCAAACAUCUUGACAAACUUAGGAUACUCGGACUAAACAGCAAUCAGUUGGUUGAAAUUCCCGAAGCCAUCCAACACUUAUCCGAGUUGGAGAUUCUCGGUUUGGAUUCCAACAGAUUGAAGAAGAUUCCCUCUGAAUUUAAACACCUCAGCGUCCUGUCGGAGCUGUACCUUGGGCAGAACUGCCUCGAGGAGAUCCCCGAUGAUAUGUGCCUUCUUCACAGCCUGGUAGUCCUUGAUCUCUCAGGAAACAGGCUAACAGAUCUCCCCGUUGAGGUCGCAAACCUGAGGCAUCUUAACCAACUACUCCUCCAGAACAAUCAAUUUGAGGACAUUCCAGCAGGAGUUUGCUCCCUAGCAGAGCUUGAACUUCUCACCCUCGACCAAAAUAAACUAUCGCAUCUUCCCCAAGAGGUUGAGAAUUUGUUCAGUCUCCGGCAGCUGACGCUGAAUGAGAACAAGCUGGAGAACUUCCCAGUUGAACUCUGCGAAGUCCAGAUGUUGGAACACUUGAGUAUGUCCAAAAACUCGCUCUCCUCUCUUCCUGCCCAGAUCUCCAACCUCGUGAAUCUCUCUCACCUUGAUCUUAGCCAAAACCACUUCCAGAAUUUCCCAGAGGAACUGUGCUCCUUGUCAUGGCUCCAUAAACUUUUAAUGUCCAAUAACCAGUUGAUUGACAUGGCCGACGAUGUGGAGAAAAUGGAGCAGUUAGAAGAGCUCAACCUGUCGAACAAUCGCUACGGACUGUUUCCGCUUCAGCUUUGUGGCCUCCCCAAUCUGAGAGUUCUACGCUUUGCACAACCAGAGGGAACCAAAAUAACUUACCUACCAUCUACUAUUCAAGUUCUCCAACAACUUGAAGAACUUGACGUCUCUAAUAACUCUCUGGAAAGCCUACCCUCCACAAUCUCUGAGCUGAAGAAUCUCAUGAACUUAGACGUGACGCACAACUGUUUGGCCGAGCUUCCUGAUUCCAUCUGUGAGCUCAAGCACAUUGAAGCUCUACACUUGGAGGGGAAUAAACUACAGCGACUUCCGUUGGGGUUUGAUUGCUUGAAGAACUUGAACGAUUUGAGGUUGCAGGAAAAUCCAUUGUCUCACCCGCCGAGGGAUGUUUGUGAUGGUGGAGCGAUGGAGCCUAUCUCAAGAUUCUUACAUGUAGCAGAAGAAAGAGAAGUUGCAAUGAUUGAGAAAAUGUUCCGUUGUGUAGCGGCCAACGUUCGUCAGCGAGAGCUGCAUGAUCUCAUGCGGGUCUUCCAUUUCAGUAAAGAUGAGAUGUCGUUCAUCGAGAAGGCCCACAAGAACGACCCGCCUGAUGUGAUGGUCAUGGUGGCGUUGCGGAAGUGGAGAGGAAGGCGAGGGCGGUCAGCGAAUGGAGAGGAAUUAGUCAGGUACCUUAGGCUGAUUGAGAUGCCAGUAGUGGCCGGUAAAGUCAACACAAUCAAAGUGUAUUCACAGGCUCAUCGAUUAUAAUGCCAAGUCUGAAUAGUUGAUCUGGUAAUGCAAAAGCAGUGUCAUAUUCCCCUUCGAUGGAAAUGUCAACCAAAUAUUCAUGGAUGAUGAAUAUUUUGACUUUUAUUUAAUAGCAGGGUCAUAGAUUGUUUUGUUUUUUUAAUUAUCAAGAGAGAUACAAAAAAAGUCACAUGAGAAAGUUUCAGCUGACUAUAUAGUGUCUGCUUGUCUAGAAAAUAGCAAAACAGUCACAUUAUUUUCAUAAAGAAAAUCAAUCGAUCAUCAAUUGAUUGAUUCAUUGAUAUUUAAGAACAAUUUUUAUAUGAACAACUUUGAAUCCAUCCUUGCUUAGGGAUGUGACAGCAGGUUUCAAGCAAGUGAUGCUGGGAGAUACCAACAUUUUAGUGGUUAUAGACUCAUGUUUAAAAAUUAUCUGAAAAACUAUUUUUAAAUUCCCUGUUUUCUCUUUUGUACACACUUUACUAUUUACUCUAAGAAAUAUUUCUGUCUGAAAUACUGCCAUGCUGCCUCUUCCAUUAUUCCAAGUUUCAAGUUUCAAAGCAGGUAUAAAAUAAUAUUAUGAACACAAUAUUUGACAAGCAUCAACUAUACACUGUGUUUCUUUUAUCAAUAUUUAGAAAACUAGAUGUUGGGCUUAAUUAUUUUGCUUUUCCAAAAAUCAAUGCAGUGUGUCUAGUUUUUGUUUAUCAUUUCAUUAAUUGUUUACAUUUUGUAUUUUAUCACAACGAAAGUUUUUUUUACGCAGUGACAAAAAGAAAGUGGAGAUCUUCUUUUUGUUUUAUUUUGUGUUAUUUUUAACAGGCAUGAUGUUCCCUCCACUUAAUAGGCUGACUUCCAUUUAAAAAUUAUACUUUUAUACUUGGACUAAUUAAAGAGCCCAAAAUUUGCACAUGUCAGUCAGCCCUUGCCUGAUUUAAGUGUCAAACACUUAAAGCUGUUUUCUUGUCAUAUUUAAAAGAAAUACUACUGAAAGAAAUACUACUAAAAGUACCAAAGCAUUUUAUAUAAAUAGGAACAUUCUAUUCAUGAGAGUUUUUUAUAUGAAAUAAGUUCAUGUUUCAGCAUUAAUUAAAUUAUUUAGUUUGCUAGAAAUGACUUAUUGAAAACAAAAACAGCAAAUGGGAACUCUGAAUAUCUUGUUGUAUAGUUUGUAACAAUAUUGCCAAAUAAUUGUUUUUUAAGUUGCCCUGAUAGCCAAUAUAUUUUAGUUUAGACAUUUUUCUGACCGUAACAAAGUUAUUACCUG
Molecule: messenger RNA, 3844 nt
Organism: Asterias rubens (European starfish)
Lineage: Eukaryota; Metazoa; Echinodermata; Asteroidea; Forcipulatida; Asteriidae
Product: leucine-rich repeat and death domain-containing protein 1-like
Exons: 3
Coding region: 73-2598 (841 amino acids)
Molecular function (GO): protein binding
Source: RefSeq, a predicted model, not a curated record